GUGAUAAAUAAUAAAAAGUGCUACAAAAGUGAUUUAAUUUCCCUUAAAACUUCUUUACAUACAUACAUACAAAGACACUUUGAUCACUUUUUCUGCAACCAAACACGAUAGCUUGUGAAAAAUAAUUCAAACAAAUCAAAAUAAAAAUCGACUGACCCAAUUACCGAAAAACCGGCUAUAACACUCAUCACAACAAACCGCAGCUCCGCUCAAGAUCUGUUUGUCCAAAACAUUAAGAAGCUGAAACACUUCUAGGAAGCUGAAAAAGUACAUACACAUACACAACACAACGCAACAAGCAGCAUACAGCAUACAGCGGACGGCGGACGGCGGCUUAUUCAAAUUUCACCCAAAACAAUCUUCGGUGGCUCACGCACGUCGGGGCAGAGCACAGCGAGAAAGUGUAGAAACAAACAGAAGCGACAACAGCGAACAAUAACAGUGAUAAACAAAUUGACAGUGUAUAAUAACAACAACAACAAAAGAGAAAAAAAAAGAAGCGCUGACCAAACCAGUCAAGAAAGAAGAAUGCACUAAAAGAAUACCCAGUUGAACUGAAAACUUGCCUUAUUACUUUUUACCUGCGCCUUCCAUACCAUUUUCUUACAAGUUCACUAUCUUUUAAGUUACUUAAGCAGCCCGCGGCGCGCCAGUGUACGCAGUUGUAUUGCAUCUGCGCUUACAACCAGAUUGCUGUUUGUAGCGCUUCUACUCAUCCAUCGACUACCCAAUAUACGCCACAAAAGUCACUUACAAGUCAACAUGAAUUUUUACAAAAUCAGCGUAAUUUCGGUGUUCGUCCUUCUGCUCACCAUCACCACCAUUGAUGCUAAGAAACACAAGAAACAUCGGUCAUCGUAUAACGAAGCGCGAGGUAAGAGUAAAACCAAGACGAAAUGGUCCAGCUCAACAGAUUUGAGUCGUACUGGCGCACAGCUCGCAACCGAGGAGCAUGGUUACUAUGUGAAACGCACCUUUUUGCCACUCAACGCUACCGCCAAUCAGCCGUUAACAGCGCCACGUAGUCCUCCAUUUCUGGCUGUGCCCAUCGCUUGGUUUGCCUGUGAGGGGGAGGCAUGCACAAAGGCCAAUACGGCGACAAUAGGUGGUAGUGCAGCCGCAUUACAAGAUGGUUUUCUCUGCGAUGAUGAUUGCGUCGAGCCGUACGCACCAAUUUGCGGUAGAACAUCUAGUGAAUUGGCGGUUUUCUACAACAAAUGUAAGUUAAAUGUGGCCAAGUGUCGUACACAUGGUCUUUGGUUGGAUGUCGCCUAUGAGGAGUGCCAAAAGUCGCAUCCCAAAGAAGUAGCUUACGCUGAGCGUAAAUUCAAAUCAUCGCCAUUCUUUAAGAACACAAAAACUGUUGUAGCGGUGCGUAAGCCAGAAAAGGAUUCAUCAUCCUCCGAAGAGGACGAUUCCGUGUUUGACGUGGCCUUGCAAGCAUUGGACAAAAUAGGUGAUCGGAUUGCUGAAGCCGAGGCGGCAGCAAUAGAUGAGGCGUCCACUGCAAUAGUGUUAGGUGAAGUGAAUGCGCCCACUGCUAAACCAGUUAAAGUGGCGACGAUAUUAAACGGCACACCAAUUCCACAACCAGUGAAGGAAAUUAGUACAACCGCAAAGCCUGUUAAAACGAGCGAUGGUCAAAAGUUGUUGGAGAAUGAUAUAAACAAACCUGUUGUUGUGGCGGACAAUCAACCAACAACACCACCUAGUGUUGCCAUAAUAUCGGAGGCUGGUAGUAAUGCCGCUAAAGUGGUUGUGCGCGACUAACUGUACUCUCUUGUAGUUAUGUGAUAUUUUUUAAUCGAUAUUUUUGCUGAUACAUACCGAUUUGUAAAAAAAUAAAUAUUUAUUACCGUAAAA
Ceratitis capitata (Mediterranean fruit fly) is the source of this 1863-nucleotide messenger RNA. RefSeq lists its product as hypothetical. The record is from RefSeq and is a predicted model, not a curated record. Lineage: Eukaryota; Metazoa; Arthropoda; Insecta; Diptera; Tephritidae. Gene Ontology annotation, molecular function: protein binding. The transcript has 2 exons. The coding region runs from base 763 to 1770 and encodes 335 amino acids.